This is a messenger RNA of Klebsormidium nitens, 417 nucleotides long. Lineage: Eukaryota; Viridiplantae; Streptophyta; Klebsormidiophyceae; Klebsormidiales; Klebsormidiaceae. The record is from the annotation of a GenBank genome assembly.
AUGUCGCGCGUGGACUUCGCAGAGGCGGCGCUCGUGCGGACGACGGCUUUGGAGCAGGUGCCCCGAGUGCAAAAGGUUCUGAACCGGUUGAUCGAGGAGUUUACGCUGCUCGCCACGUGUCUUCGCGCGUUGUGCAAGGACGUCCGGCCGUCCGAACCCUUCGCCACCUUCCCAAAGCUCCAAGCGGCCCAGCGCGCGCGCACGCUGCGCAGGCCUUUAUGGAGCGAAGGCCGAGCUCGUGCGGGUACUUGGCAGCAACACGGAAAGCGUCCGCUAUCAGCUGGGCCUGUUUCGAGCGGUCCGGGUUGUCCCAGCUGUCCGAGUCGCUGUCCGGGAGGGGUACCUUUAGCGGUACCUGUAGGGGAACUUCAGGUCGCCAGCCGCUCGAUCGUUCGUCUUGCAGGUCUGCUCUUCUGA